This is a messenger RNA of Diospyros lotus (date-plum), 1894 nucleotides long. RefSeq names its product adenylosuccinate synthetase 2, chloroplastic. The transcript is spliced from 4 exons. Gene Ontology annotation, cellular component: cytoplasm. NCBI's taxonomy places the organism in Eukaryota, Viridiplantae, Streptophyta, Magnoliopsida, Ericales, Ebenaceae. Gene Ontology annotation, molecular function: GTP binding; adenylosuccinate synthase activity. Gene Ontology annotation, biological process: 'de novo' AMP biosynthetic process; IMP metabolic process. The record is from RefSeq and is a predicted model, not a curated record. The coding region runs from base 102 to 1565 and encodes 487 amino acids.
CACACCGCGGGUGAACAGUAACUUAAAAAACCCUCUCAAUCUGAAACCCUUGUUCUGAAAAGCUCUCUCUCUCUCUCUCUCUGCUGCAAGAAGACGCCACUAUGAAUUUGUCGUCGCUCAGGCUCGAAUCGAAACCGAUCGCGGCUCCACAGAGGAGGUUCUCCGAUGGGCCUCUGCGUUACCGUAGUAAGGUCGUCGUGUGCUCCGUGAAGCCUGUUGCUUCUCCUUCUUCGUCCUCUGCGGCGGCCGAGCAGGCGAGCCAGGGGCUGAGUCGAAUCGGCUCGCUCAGUCAGGUUUCAGGCGUGUUGGGCUGUCAGUGGGGCGACGAAGGCAAAGGCAAGCUCGUCGAUAUUCUGGCCAAGCAUUUCGACGUCGUCGCUCGAUGCCAGGGUGGAGCUAAUGCUGGACACACCAUUUACAAUUCAGAGGGCAAGAAGUUUGCCCUCCAUCUUGUUCCUUCGGGUAUUCUUAAUGAGGAAACUCUUUGUGUGAUUGGUAAUGGAGUCGUGGUGCAUUUACCAGGGUUGUUUAAUGAAAUUGAUGGGCUUGAAUCUAAUGGGAUCUCCUGCAAAGGAAGGAUAUUAGUAUCUGAUCGUGCUCACUUAUUGUUUGAUUUUCAUCAAGUAGUAGAUGGGCUCAGAGAGGCUGAACUAGCUAAUUCCUUCAUAGGCACUACCAAGAGGGGCAUUGGACCGUGUUAUUCGAGCAAAGUGAUUCGUAAUGGCAUUAGAGUGUGUGACCUCAGGCACAUGGACACUUUUCCUCAGAAGCUUGAUCUGUUAUUAUCAGAUGCAUCUUUGAGAUUCAAAGGCUUUAAUUAUAGCCCAGACAUGCUCAAAGAAGAAGUUGAAAAGUACAAGAGAUUCGCCGAGAGGUUGGAACCCUUUAUUUCUGAUACUGUGCAUGUCAUGAAUGAAUCCAUUGCAGAAAAAAAGAAGAUUUUGGUGGAAGGUGGUCAGGCAACCAUGUUGGAUAUUGACUUUGGAACCUACCCUUUUGUGACCUCCUCUAGCCCAUCAGCAGGUGGAAUCUGCACUGGUCUUGGCAUUGCCCCUAGAGCUGUUGGUGACCUAAUUGGUGUGGUUAAAGCAUACACUACAAGAGUAGGUUCUGGUCCAUUCCCAACAGAGAUUUUGGGUAGAGGUGGUGACCUCCUGAGGUUUGCUGGACAGGAAUUUGGCACAACUACUGGUCGUCCACGUCGCUGUGGCUGGCUUGAUGUAGUUGCAUUAAAGUACUGCUGUCAGAUUAAUGGCUUUACUUCUUUAAAUCUCACGAAACUUGAUGUGUUGUCAGAUCUCCCUGAAAUUCAGUUGGGAGUGUCUUAUAAACAAAUUGACGGAACACCAAUCAAAUCAUUCCCUGCUGAUCUUCGUGUUCUUGAGCAAUUGAAGGUGGAAUACGAAGUUUUGCCGGGAUGGCAAUUUGAUAUUUCCACUAUCAGAAACUAUUCAGAUCUUCCUAAGGCUGCACGUCAGUACGUGGAAAGGAUAGAAGAACUUGUUGGCAUUCCCAUCCACUACAUAGGGGUUGGGCCUGGCCGGGAUGCUCUUAUAUACAAGUGAUACUGUUGAUUUUUUGCCCUGGAUUUCCUAGCUAGGCUUCUGUGCUUGUUUAGGGCAAGAUGAGCUUCACAUGCUGGCGGAACAUGUGCUAUUUGAUUGGGAUUAGUCUUCAAGCAAGAAAGAAAGAAAGAAAGGCUUUUUGCAUGCAAAUGCAAAUUCUGAUUUGAUAACUUUUGUUUGUUGUUUGGUCUCGUCUGCUGUGCUGUAAGCGGGAGUGCUUUUGUAGCAUUUGGUAAAACCAACCAGGAGAUAAGCUGGUUAUACUCGUAGUGCUAAUUGAUCAAACUUAAACUGCAAUUUGGUGUAAUGAAGUGCCAGAAGUUUAGGCC